Molecule: messenger RNA, 4018 nt
Organism: Ochotona curzoniae (black-lipped pika)
Lineage: Eukaryota; Metazoa; Chordata; Mammalia; Lagomorpha; Ochotonidae
Gene: TRIM4
Product: tripartite motif containing 4
Exons: 9
Coding region: 168-1667 (499 amino acids)
Molecular function (GO): zinc ion binding; protein binding
Source: RefSeq, a predicted model, not a curated record
GGGCGGGGUUGUUGUCCGCCGCUCGCCGCAUCCCGGGUUUCCUGAGGAGGAAGCUGAGUUUCCUUUUCACUCCCUGAGGCGCUGGUCCCGGGUUCGAGAGCCAGGGGCUUCUCUGCGCCCGCCCGCCCGCCCUCUCGGAGCGACUCAGCGGCCGAGCAGCGAGCGACAUGGAAGCCGAGGACUUCCAAGACGAGCUGACCUGUUCCAUCUGCCUGGACUACUUCCAGGAUCCGGUGUCCAUCGAGUGCGGGCACAAUUUCUGCCGUCACUGCCUGAACCGCAGCUGGACACCGAGCGUCGGCUACUUGCUCUGCCCCGAGUGCCGGCAGCAGUCAACGCCCCGCGCGAUGCGGCCCAACUGGGCCCUGGCCAGGAUCACGGACAAGAGGCGGCGCGGGCGGCAGGGCGCGGGGUCUCAGGAGCUGUGCCGCCGCCACCGGGAACCCCUGCGGCUCUUCUGCGAGGUCGACCAGCGGCCCGUGUGCUUGGUCUGCAGGGAGUCCCAGGAGCACCAGGCCCACGCCAUGGCACCCAUCGACGAGGCCUUUGAGGACUACCGGGUGAGCCGAAUUGAUAUUCAUCCAGAUUUCUGGGUCCGCAGGCAGAUGAUGAUUGUGUGUUACCCUUCUAAAAAAAUGAAAAAACUUGUUAGUGCUGAAAGUAGGCUUGCAGUCAAGAUGAAGAUGGCUAUGCAGUUACAGGACACAGAGCUGAAGAAUGCUACAAAGUGGAAGGAGAAGAUAAAGAAUCAGGAAAUGAGAAUCAGCACAGAAUUUUCAAAGCUGCACCACUUUCUUGCUGACGAAGAGCAGUUGAUUCUUCAGAGACUGAGAGAAGAAGAUGAAGAAACCCAGAAGAAAAUGAAUGAGAACAUGUUAAUGCUCAAUCAGAUCAUCACUUCCUUGAAGAAGCUCAUGCUGGAGGUGGGGGCCAAGAGCCAGGCUUCCACCCUCGAGUUGCUUCAGAAUCCCAAACAUGUGUUGACAAGGUGUGAGAACCAGGAUGAUGUGAACUACUCCCCUGAAGUUGUAAAUGUGAAGACAGUGUGCCAGAUACCAAUGAUGAAGGAAAUGCUGAAGAGAUUCCGAGUGGCGGUAAGCCUAGCUGAAGAUACAGCUCAUCCCAAACUUAUCAUCUCCCAGGAAGGGAGAUAUGUGAAAAAUGGAGCACCAGCCAGUUACUGGCCAGUAUUUUCUACAGCAUGGAGCUACUUCACUGGACGGAAGACUCAGAACAACACACAUGUUGAGAGAUUUCAGCACUUGCCUUGUGUCCUGGGAAAAAAUGUUUUCACUUCAGGAAAACAUUACUGGGAAGUGGAGAAUAAAGAUAGCCUAGAGAUCGCUGUGGGGGUGUGUCGGGAAGAUGUCAUGGGGAUUAAUGAUAGUAGAGAAUUAUCCCCACAUAUGGGAAUCUGGAUCAUUUACUGGAGUUCAGCUGGCUAUCGGCCCUUGACAAGCCUUCCUGUCAUUCCUGUCAAACAAGAACCAGCGCUUCACCGGGUUGGGAUUUACCUAGAUCACGGCGCUGGGAAUGUUUCAUUCUACAGCGCUGUGGAUGGAGUGCACUUACACACUUUCUCUUUUCCUUUCGUUUCACGCCUCAGACCAUUUUUUUGGUUGAGUCCGUUGGCAUCUUUAGUCAUCCCAGUAGCUGAUGGAAAAUAAAGCCAUUCUUCUCCUGUCAGAAAGUCUCUCUUUGUACCCCAGAUGAGGGACAUGCGUACUCUAGCCCUCCUUUACAUCAUAUUGUUCCAUACAUCCUCAGCAGUCCGUCAAUAGCGUCGUUGCAGAUUCUGAUUUCAUGUUGUUUGGUCCUGUGCAUAGGUGGAUGUGAAAGACCUGAUUGGUCGCCCUUCCAGUGUACACUCCCCUAGUUCUUGUCUUUGGAGUCUUUCUAAUGGAAUUUUUGGGCUUUGCUUCAGAGGAUUGGUGCAGAGGAAGCGAUCAUGUGAAGUAGUUCUAGCCAUGGAGAUGGGAUGGGAAAUUUUCUAAGCUGCUUCUGUUUGGUGUUUUGUAACCACUGACAAGAGAUGCUUGGGAAGACAACAGUCCUGCAUGAACAUUAGCAGCUCUGUUAGGGCUGAGAAUACAGAAAAGGUCGAAGAAGCCUGGUGUCUGUGGCCAUCAUUAAACUGUUGAAGUUUUCCUAAUUGCACAGUUUUUAUAUGAGAUAAUCAUACUCUUACUAUCUAAGACCAUUUUAAUUGCAUUUGGUCAUUUAUAGCCCAAAGUACCCUGAUGGUUAUUAAGGGCACAAAGCGUGGGCAUCCUACAAUCUUACCUUUUUUGAAAUUUGGCAAAACUACAGAAUUAUCUAGUCAUGCAUUCCCUCUUUGCAGUCAAUCCUGAUAUUCCCACUUUCUGGAUCAGGAAAUUGAGGAAAUCUUCCCUUUUAUGCCCUUGUUGCUCUGCCUCUUUUCUAGCCACGGUCUCUGUCCUCAAGUGUUCACUAUGCUGUGUGAUAUUCAGCUUCAUAUUUUGAAUACACAGGAUUAUUCAUGUCAUAUGCAUUCAUUGGGAAACAUUUGUUGUAUGUUAAUGUUGUACUAGCCUCUUAAUAAAAUAGGAUAUUAAAAUCCCAGUGGGAAGCCUGAAACCCUUGGAGUCCCAGCUCAGUGUUGGUCAGCUGGUGAAUGAGUGAGUGAGUGUUGGGAUUAAAACCAGGAUAUUUUUUUUGAUGUGAAAACCCAUACGCUCUUUCUCUUCAGUUUAUUUGUAAUCACUUGUUGAAUGUUGAUUGUGGGCCAUCCUGAUCUUUGUUUCAGGUUUUAAUUUUGUUUUGUGAUUUUUAUCCUGUAUGUAUUUUCUUCACUUUACCUUUCUGCUGUAGAAUGCACAUAUUGAUGAUUGUAAUAUUUAGUGGAUAUUUUAAAAACAGUGUUUAUUUCUCCUUGGCAUUGCUAAAGUCAUAUAUGUGUUUGCUAUAGAAAAUUUUGAACAUAAAAGUACAAAAAUCAAAGUUAUCCGUAAUCUGACUAUCACCAAUAUUUUAAUGUAUCUGCUUCCAGACUUUCAAUAAAGACUUUCUGGCAGUGAUUUCAGCAAUCUCUCAAACUUCUCUCCUCCUGAUGUCCCUACCUGCCCUUUGUUUUCCUGUUUAGCCUUGAUUAUUCCUUUCACUUAACAAUUUCUGUUGAAUUCCUCUUAACUCUCCAGGAUGCGUGCUGUUACGGGUUGGAAUAUGUCGCCCCCAAAGACUUUGAAGUCUUUCCUGUUACCUUAUUUUGAGGCUGUUUGUGUAAGCCCUGUUCUAGUUGUCCUUAUGAGUGAAAUUUUGUAUACACACACACACACACACACACACACACACACACACACACACACAAGAUGCAGUCAAGGGACCGGAGAGGGAGGAAGAAGGCUUAAACUACCUUGCGGGUGGUGGUAUCUACCGUAUUUUGGGAUGCUUAUGUGUGGACAACUUACCCUGUUCUUUUGUUGAUUAUUUAGUCAUUUUUAUCACAUAGGCUUGUAAGUAUGUAUAUCAUCAUUAGGUAUAUAAUUAAAGUAUCCUAACUUUUACCUUGAGAGACUCUGGCAUGUUACUGCGUGUAUUGCUUUAACGUGUCCCUGUCCUUAUAUUUUUUGAGUGCUUUGUGUCCUGGCACUAAAGGUGUGCCAUACUCAUCUAGUAUUUUUCUUGCUUUGACCCUAGACUCCACUAGGUCUGGGGAAUCCAAGAGUGACACCUUGGAGACUCUGGGCUUCCUGACCCAUUACCAGAUUAAAAAACCCAAAUGGCCCCUACCCUUCUACCUUAAAGUUGUGCUUCUCCACCGCUCAGCACACCUGCUAAUGAGGUGCCCACGAAGAAAGCUUUCUGAGCAGGAAAUUGUUUCUUCUUAUGCCUGUUUUGGGUUUUUGUUUUUCAGUUUUGUUGUUUCCUUUGAUAGAAGUUCUCAUAUCCCUUUUUAAAAAAAAAAAUUAAUGCUAGGUUAGUAGAGGCUUAACCAUGAUAGAAAUGAUGGAGGGGGCGGGAGAGGGGAACUGAUAUCUCCCAAGAUUAACCUUCACUU